This is a messenger RNA of Hypomesus transpacificus, 5388 nucleotides long. It is a transcript of the gene fbxw2, whose product is annotated as F-box and WD repeat domain containing 2. Gene Ontology annotation, molecular function: protein binding. The record is from RefSeq and is a predicted model, not a curated record. NCBI's taxonomy places the organism in Eukaryota, Metazoa, Chordata, Actinopteri, Osmeriformes, Osmeridae. Bases 407 to 1771 code for a protein of 454 amino acids. The transcript has 8 exons.
ACCGCCGUAAACAAGAGGAAGAUGAAGUCCAAUUCCUCACCUGCGUCUUUUUAACUAGCUAACUAGUUAACGUGGCUGGAAUCUCUUUCGUUUGCUUUGAGUCAGUUGCUAGCCUGACUAGCUAAUGCUAGAUCAUGGAGCUAGCUCCCAUGCAAGCUAACGCUCGCAAGUGACAGGUCGCGGGCUUUCUGAACGUAAAACGUUGUACCUAGCUAGCUAGCGUGCUAGAAGUAUAUUUACUUAGUCUUGAUUUUGCAGAGCCUUUGAUUGAGUUAGGUAACGUUGUUGGUGAGCUAGGUUUUCCUUUCCACUGUGCCUGGCUAGCUAGCUGAUGUCGGGCUAGUUAGCAUAAUACCUGUCAUCGGUACUGGGUUCUGCGGGAAAUGGUCGACGCUCUCAUGUGCCCAUGGAGAAGGCGGCCUUCGAGGGGUGGCUGGAGUCCGUCUCCACCUCUUUCCUUGCGCUGAGUGACCAGCAGCGCAACCAAUCCCUGGACCACCUCAUCUCACUGAGUGGUGCCGUCCAGCUCCGUCACCUGUCCAAUGGGCUGGAGGCGCUGCUUAAGCGUGACUUCCUGCGCCUGCUGCCCCUUGAACUCACUUUCUACCUGCUGCGCUGGUUAGACCCACAGACCCUGCUCACCUGCUGCCUGGUGUGCAAGCAGUGGAAUAAGGUGAUCACCGCCUGUACGGAAGUGUGGCAGGGUGUGUGCAAGGACCUAGGCUGGCGGAUCGACGAAUCCAUCCAGGAAGCGCCCCACUGGAAGGGUGUCUACCUCAAGGCAAAGCUGCGCAUGACUCAACUAAAGGACCAGGAGGCCUUCGAGACGUCCUCGCUCAUCGGCCACAGCGCCCGGGUCUACGCGCUCUACUACAAAGACGGCCUUCUCUGCACAGGCUCCGAUGACCUUUCAGCCAAAUUAUGGGAUGUCCGCACAGGCCAGUGCAUCUACGGCAUUCAGACCCACACCUGUGCUGCGGUGAAGUUUGACGAGCAGAAGCUUGUGACCGGGUCCUUUGAUAACACCAUCGCUUGCUGGGAGUGGAGUACUGGGGCCAAAAUCCAGCAAUUCCGUGGUCACACGGGGGCAGUGUUCAGCGUGGACUACAAUGACGACCUGGACACACUGGUGAGUGGUUCUGCAGACUUCACCGUGAAGGUGUGGGCGCUGUCUGCUGGAGCCUGCCUCAACACGCUGACUGGACACACGGAGUGGGUCACCAAGGUGUUACUGCAGAAGUGUGAAGUAGAAUCGAUGAUGCAUAGUCCUGGGGAUUAUAUCCUGUUGAGUGCUGAUAAGUAUGAAGUCAAGAUUUGGCCUUUAGGGAGAGAGAUCAACUGCAAGUGCUUAAAGACCUUGACUGUGUCAGAAGACCGCAGCGUGUGUUUACAGCCACGCCUGCAAUUUGACGGCCGCUACAUCGUCUGCAGCUCUGACCUGGGCUUGUACCAGUGGGACUUUGCCAGCUUCGAUGUCCUCAGGGUUAUCAAAACACAGGACCCCGCCAGCCUCUCUCUGCUCAGCUUUGGCGAGGUGUUUGCCCUGUUUUUCGACAAUAGCUUCUUGUAUGUCAUGGACAUCAGGACAGAAACAAUCUCAGGCCGGUGGCCUCUGCCUGCCUACAGGAAGUCCAAACGAGGCUCCAGCUUCCUGGCAGGAGUGACUACUUGGUUAAACGGGCUGGAUGGCAUUAAUGACUCUGGGCUCGUGUUUGCCACGAGUAUGCCCGACCAUAGCAUUCACUUAGUUCUGUGGAAAGAAAAUGGAUAGCGUGAAAAGAUAUCUCAAAACCUAUAUUGCUAGGUUGAUUAAAAACCGCCACGUCUCUGGUGCUUCAAGUUCAGACCCACAAGCCAAUUUACAUAAUGCAUGGACCAAAGUGUAUUUUUUAUAUAUAUAUAUAUAUAUAUAUAUAUAUAUAUAUAUAUAUAUGAUUUUUUUCCCUGCCCCCCUUUUAUCUUUUCACAUGCUCUCAUACACAAAUCAUGCAGUUUGCUUGGGGAAAGAGCUAAGUUGAAAUGCAGUCUGUUGUGGACGGCACCACCGUGGGGCAUAUUAAGGCGCUGCUACAUAUGCACUGAGAAAUGGAGUGGGGAAUGUUAUACUAAGAAGCACUUCAGUUAAGUUCAUACUAAGCCAUCUGUCCACCAACCUUGAAGAUGUUGGAGGAAAGAAGAGUUACCAAAUGAAGGAACACAUUCAAACUGCAUGGCUGACAAGGACUUAUCAACAAGUGGAGACUGUAAAAUGAUGUACCAUUUAAGAAGUUGCCCGUUAUAAUAUAUAUACCAGAUUAUUAAUUUUUUUACUUUAAACAGGGUUCUUAAAGCAGCUAAGUGGGAAAGAGAUGCCUUAAAACAAAGUAGUACUUUGUUAAGGGAGUACGUCAUUAAGGACGUUUUUGGCACAGUGUGUCCUAGGUUUUUACACUUGCAUCCCCAUAGCAGUUACAUUUUGAAAUGUUCAAAGUGGUUUAGUGCAUUGGCCUUUUUGUGCCAUGUGAAGCAUUGUUUCAAGGUCCUGUGUAAGUAUUGUAAAUGCUUUUCUUGGGGGUUCUUGUUUUAAGAAGUCAAUUUAAGAAGUGGGUGAUGUGCCUUUUUUAGUUGAUUUUGAUCAUUCAUCCAGAGAAGGACACACAGAACCAUAGUUUCAUGAUUUCCUAGGAAUACUGCAAUAACUGUAUUGCGAUUUAAUUUAAUUGUCCAUACUUACCACACUAUAACCUAUGGUGUAAGAUGUAUCUAGUAUCUUACCACUAUAUAUCCUGUGACUCAAGUUUCUAGUAAAUUGCUUUAUUGAAUUAUAUUCUAGAUCAAGUGCAGUUACAGGUUUAUUUUUGUAAACAUUUCGAGGUUUGCACAGGAUUUAGAAUAUAUGAUUUUUUAAAACCCAAUACUCAACUAUAUAUAUAUGUCAUGUCUCAUUGCAGAAAAAAAGUUGAGCACUUGAAGGGACACCCCCAAGAUUUUGACAAUGUAUCUUCAACUUGCUUUCAUGUUUCCAACUGUAGACCAGGUGCUUGAGAGAAUUUGUGUUGCCUCGGGUUAGCAUUUUACCAUCUUGCAGUGGAAAAUAUGGUAAUGACUGUCUUGCAUUUAAAACAAAAAUACUGAUAAGACUUUGAAGAUUUUGACAUUGCAAGCACUGCAAAAAUAUAAAUGUGUGUUAUGUAUUAUUAUUUUAAAAACAGCAGAUGUUUCUGCACCGUGCUCAAAAGACUAAUUUGCUAUUAUACAGCAUCCAAUAUCAGCAGUAAAUUCAUUGUCAUGUUUAGGCUGCAGUGCUAUCUUCUGAUAUUUUUCACUAAGAACGUUGGAAGGUUCUCCACAUUGCUUGUGUUAUUCUCAAAAACGUGCCUCUUUGUGCAACUGAACGCGUAAUUGCAAAAUCUACCAAGGUGAAAAUCCGGAGCCACCCGUUAAUGUUCAGUUUUCUUACAAAACAAGAUUAUUCUCAGAGUAUAUCCCUGGUUUAUAUUGUCUAGCCCAUUAUCAUACAUAAGUUCAUAAUGGUAUAUUUUCAUAUUGUGGUUCUCAAUGAAAUACACGUAAUUUUAAGUACGUAAGUCAGACAUAAGUUUGAGCAGUCAGGGACGACAUCAUUUCCUUCAUCAAGUCAGUCUUCCCAUUUUGAAGCUAGGUGACAGUUGAGUGUGCAUGGUAGAUGUGAAUGAUUUAAAACCAAACCCUUACAAGGAGACACGAACCAUAUACUGAAGUGAACAAGAUUUUCUUCUAGUCAUUGUCAAUGCCUUUUUGUACUUAAGAGAAAAUUGUCCAGGAAAACUUUCUUUUGGAUCUAUUGAUGAAAGUUGGUGUAAGAUAGCAUUUUCAUUUCUCUAGCAACACACAUGCACUGCCUCACUAACUAUAUUGCACUGUAACAGCCGCUCUAAAAUCACUUGCAUCCAUUUACAAUAAGCUUACUUCAGAUACGUUGGUUGUAUAUUACGUUGCAGUCUUUCUAAAUAAAUGACAUAGCUAACUGAAUUUGUAGUCAUUAUGUUUAGAGACCAAUUGCUUCACCAUAAAGCCACGCCACUCACAUCUUGGAGUUGUUUUCAGAGAGAGAGAUCAUAUUUUCAGGAAGUCCUUUUUUGACAUUUAAGAUGUGGAUUUGUGAAUGGUGACACAAAAAUGUAGGGAUUGGAUAUCAGUUUUUAAAGAAUUUUAUAUUUAACAAUGUUAUAUUUAGGAUUAACAGCAGUAGGAGCAUCUUCACUGUUAUCGUCAGUAUUUUGGCAUUUAUUGGCUUAUACUUUUCCUUGAAACUGUUUUUCUUUGCAAGGUAAAACUACAGACCAUACAUUUGGAUACAAAGACUGACCAUUGUUCAACCAUAGGUUGUGAUAAUACCCAAAGUAAUGCCACUUCCACCUUGUAUGAGCAGAUCAGAUUUAAAAUAUCAGCUCACUCAGUGCAUAUGUGGAAAACAACUAGGGGUUGUUGUCUGAAGCUGAACUUACACCUUUGCUGUCAUAGCCCAGACUAAAAGGACCAAUAUACUGGUUGCAAAUGUUGACUAGUCAGUGUUGAUGGAUGCAUAUAUUGAGGGAGCAAUGCUUAAUCUGUCCCUGUAUUUAAGGCUUACAUUUUCCUCACUUCAAAUUCACCAUGCCGAAGACCAGGAAGGUAUUGCAUUUCUUUCUUUCUGCAGAGUUGGACCAAAUACUUAUAACAGUUAAGUUGAAACAACGGUGACCAUAUUUAGAAUACACAUCAGCAGUGUACAGAAAUAGCUAAAUUCAGAAUAUGAAUUUGUUGUUAGAUCUAACAUGGUCAGUGUCAAUCCAACCACCUGAAAAUGCAUGACCAUAUGAAAGUACAUUCUGUGGCUGUGAAUGCUCAUGCAGAUCUAGCCAUCUGUCUUAUGUGCCAUAGAGCAUCUGAACCUGUGAUUACUACAUAGCUGUGAUGAUUCCAUUGACACAUUUUGUGGCAUUACUGAAUGAAGCUUGAAGAUAGUUUAAACUGUUAAUACUGUUCAGAAGUCUCCAUGUACUGACCUCAAUACUAUCAUACUUUAGGAGUGGACAAACAGUUGCUGAUGUAACACAUUGUUAAUUUGGAACAAGUACUCAAGGCCAUAUUUCAUUUGUAUAACUUGUCAACUUUCUUAAGUAGUUAUAUUAUGACACAAUUUCCAUUUUCAUGUCAUUUGAAUUUUGAAAUAGAACAGUAUAGGCCUGCAUGCUAAAUAUGUUAUAUAUUUGUAUUCAGUUUAUAUAUAAUUGUGCAUCAAUUAUGCCAAAGUAUCAAUAUUUUAGAAUCACAUUAAAAAAUAUAUAUCAUAAUGACUAUCAUAAUGCAUGGAAUGGCUGCUGAAUGUCUGUAAUAAUAACCUACAUAUUUCUGAGCUUUUUACAUUUCCAUUACUCAAUAAAUACU